Molecule: messenger RNA, 1463 nt
Organism: Brachypodium distachyon (stiff brome)
Lineage: Eukaryota; Viridiplantae; Streptophyta; Magnoliopsida; Poales; Poaceae
Product: probable L-ascorbate peroxidase 7, chloroplastic
Exons: 12
Coding region: 100-1137 (345 amino acids)
Biological process (GO): response to reactive oxygen species; hydrogen peroxide catabolic process; cellular response to oxidative stress
Molecular function (GO): peroxidase activity; heme binding
Source: RefSeq, a predicted model, not a curated record
GAACUACUGGACUGCCCCUCCAAACUCAAAGCAGUCAACCAGUCGCAGCUCCUACGCAGUCCCCACUCCGAAGGGCCACGGUCUCACCAACCCACCACCAUGGCCGAGCGCCUAGCUGCAGCCGCCGCCCUCCGUACUUCCGCUCCGUACCAUCCCUCCCCGUCCGGCCGCCGCGCCGGGCCAUCCAACUCCGCCUUCUUCCCGUCCUCAUCCUCGCCUUCGCCGGCUCUCCGCCGCGUCAGCCUCCGCGCCGCGCCCUCCCAGAAGGCCAAGGCGGCGGGGAGGGGGCGAUCUUUGAGGUGCAUGGCGGCGGCGUCGGACGCGGCGCAGCUGAAGGCCGCGCGCGAGGACACCAGGGAGCUCCUCAAGACAACCCACUGCCAUCCCAUCCUGGUUCGUCUGGGAUGGCACGAUUCUGGCACAUAUGACAAGAAUAUUGAGGAGUGGCCACAACGUGGUGGGGCUAAUGGAAGCUUAAGAUUUGAUGUUGAGUUGAAACAUGGAGCCAAUGCAGGUUUGAUAAAUGCUCUAAAGCUUAUUCAACCGAUCAAGGACAAAUAUCCGAGUAUCACUUACGCAGAUUUAUUCCAGUUGGCAAGUGCUACAGCAAUUGAGGAAGCUGGUGGCCCAAAGCUUCCAAUGAGAUAUGGACGGGUUGAUGUCACAGGACCUGAGCAGUGUCCACCUGAGGGCAAGCUUCCUGAUGCUGGCCCAAGUGCACCUGCUGACCACUUGAGGGUGGUAUUCUACAGAAUGGGCCUUGAUGACAAGGAAAUUGUUGCAUUGUCUGGCGCACAUACACUUGGAAGGUCUAGGCCUGAACGGAGUGGCUGGGGGAAACCUGAAACGAGAUAUACUAAAAAUGGUCCUGGUGCCCCUGGUGGUCAAUCAUGGACAGCUGAAUGGCUGAAGUUUGAUAACAGUUACUUCAAGGAGAUAAAAGAGAAGAGAGAUCAGGACCUUCUGGUCUUGCCUACAGAUGCUGCAUUAUUUGAGGACCCAGCAUUCAAGGUCUAUGCAGAGAAAUAUGCGGAGGACCAAGUAGCAUUCUUUAAGGACUACGCCGAAGCUCAUGCUAAACUGAGCAGCCUGGGUGCAAAGUUUGAUCCUGCUGAGGGAUUCUCAUUGGAUGAUUAGUGUCGCCCGUGAGCCACAGAGCCAGAUCCCUUGAAGCGGCCAAUCACUAAAAAAAAAGGGUCAAGAGGCAACACUACAUAAUCCGUCAUUGUAUCCUCAUUCAUACAGGACGAAGCUUUUCCAAACUUCUUAUCAUACAGGAAUAAGGUUUUUCUUUCUUUCCAGCUUCACCAAGUUGUUAGAUUUGGGAACUGGGCCCGUGAGUAAGAAAUAAUACAGGCAUGGCAAACAAAUCUGGGACAUGUAUGUGGACCCACAGAGGGAUCCCCUGAUUCGAUGAGAAAAUUAUUUUUAUCUGGAAAUUUAUGUUGUCCAGUUCGUGCUCA